ACAACCAGAAAAUAAACAGAGGACGGCGCCCGUGACGUCAUCGAGCGACCGCGCGUCAUACCCACAACCCCCCGCGGUCUUGUGUCUGUCUCUGUCCGUGGCUCGGGAGUCAAACACAAGAUGAUGGCUCUUCCUGGGCUCUGUCGUGGCUCGUCUCUGCUGGUGUCGGUCAUGAGUGUGUCUCUGCGGAGGAACAUCGGUCUGUCCGCUGUCGUCUUCACCAAAGCCACAGAUCUGGAUCCCGUGCAGAAGCUGUUCCUAGACAAGAUCCGCGAGUACAACAGCAAGAGCAGGGCUGCUGGUGGUGUGGUCGACGCAGGUCCGGCGUACCAGAAGAACCUGACGGAGGAGAUGAGCAAACUCCAGCGCUUGUUCGGAGGAGGAGACCUCGGCAGCUUCCCUCACUUCAGCUUCCCAGAACCCGUCCUCGAGGAGGUGACCAGCAAAUGAACACAUCACUGUAAAUGAGCUCCAGAUUUAAUAAACAGUCUUUGUCUGAGA
Carassius gibelio (silver crucian carp) is the source of this 501-nucleotide messenger RNA. Its product is annotated as ATP synthase-coupling factor 6, mitochondrial. Gene Ontology annotation, biological process: proton motive force-driven ATP synthesis. Lineage: Eukaryota; Metazoa; Chordata; Actinopteri; Cypriniformes; Cyprinidae. Bases 121 to 450 code for a protein of 109 amino acids. Gene Ontology annotation, molecular function: proton transmembrane transporter activity. The transcript has 4 exons. The record is from RefSeq and is a predicted model, not a curated record.